This is a messenger RNA of Pelagomonas calceolata, 3571 nucleotides long. Lineage: Eukaryota; Pelagophyceae; Pelagomonadales; Pelagomonadaceae. The record is from the annotation of a GenBank genome assembly.
UAAAAAUUAAAAGAUCCAUCAUGGCCAAAAACUGCGAUGUGUUCUUCUUGUGGGUCUGGCAGUGCUAAAACCGGACACAGAUCGAAUUGCUGCGCGUCGGUAAUAGCUAACGAGCGCGCCAGCCUGCUGCGGUACGCUGCUGCGCGCUUGAGCUGUGAAACCGCAGCAUUUGUAAGUUCUAAACACUGGCUGUGCAGAACAACUGCGCAUAGUGGUGCGACGCGAGAGCAAAAUGUGCGGGAACCUAGGCCUCUUGCUCGGCGAGGACUGCGCCUUCAGCGCGGAAGACGCCGCCGAGGCGAUGACGCGCGUGGUAGCCAUGCGCGGUGCCCAGUCUUACGGCUUCUGGCGCGCGACGCCGUCUCAACUAAGCGUGCACCGCGCGGUGCUAAGGAAGAGGGCCGACCUCGCAACAACACUAAGAAGCGCUCUGGCAAGGAAAGGCCGGUGUCAAAAGGACCAGCGGCCGUUAGUAGUGGGUGCCCACCUGCGCUUCGCCACCUCAUCAAGAAGCUUCGCCAAGGAGGCGCACCCCCACAGUUGGCUCGGACCCGUCCGGACGGAGGUCAAUGGGAUCAAGACGACGCGCAUCGUGUUAUGUACGCACAAUGGCGACUUCGAAGCGUUAGACAUCGGGAAGCUGUUCGGGGGCGACUCGAGACCCAUGGCCCUCGACGAGCUGCGGAGGUGGCUUUCGGUACGACUCGGGCGGCCGGCGCCCUGCGCGGCGGACUCGUGUGCGUUAGCGGGUUGUUUGGAUUUGUUGUUUGCGGCGGGCGAUGCGACGAGCGCCGCUCGCUUAGCGUUGGCUCGGUUAGAUGAUAUUCGGGCCGGCGACGCGACGCUCCGAAGCACUUUGAUAGAUGGCCUCAAGGCUGGAUUAGAUGCAGACGCGCUGACGAAAUUACUGAAAGAGCGCUACCCGUCAAAUAUGGCGCCGCUAUCAGCACCGGACGCGCAGCGUAUUGCAAAGGACGCGCUCGCGGAGUUUCAGAAAGGCGACCUGCGGACGGCGGUCGUCCGCGUGCUCAAGAACGCGCACGGCGCUUUUGGGGUCGCGGCGCACGCGUCGGCGGCGCCCGGCGCCGUCGUGCUCGGGAGCGUGAAGCAGCCCAUGAUUGUGGGGAUAGGGCGGGGCUUCGUCGCGUACGCCUCUGAACGGGCCGCGUUACACGUCGGCUGCGUCGGGAGCCACCUGGAAGCAAGGUACGUCCUCCGCGAGGGCGACGUCAUCUCCGUCGUCAGUGGCACCGGGGACCACUGCGGCGCCGUCUUACAACGGGCCACGCUCGCCGACGGUUCCUUCUCGACAUUAGAAGACUUUGACGGGGUCUCGGAGCUCAUGGCGAGGCCUGUAUCUCCUUCACAAUUCGGCGGCGACGUCGUCGGCAAAGAUCUAGCCGAUUUGCCGGCCGUAUUACGAGCGAUCACGCGUUCCUUCGAGGACGGCCCGAACAAGAUGACGGCAUCGGCCUUCUCCUCGAAAUUGUUCGAUGCGCAGCGGCGUGCGUCAUCGCAUUUAGAUCUCGUCAUCAUUGGCGUCGAGUGCUCGCUCUGGGUCGCCGAGCAGUGGGCCGUGAAUUUACGGGCGGCGUGCCCCUCACUUAGAGUGGUCGUGGCCUCCUCCAAUAAGGCCCUGGCGGCGCUCACCGCGUGCCACAACGCCAUCACCUGCAACGGCGCGACGCCGUCGGAGACGGUCUUCCCGCCCGGCCUCAAAGCGUCCCAGGCGUGCCGGCACGCGCUGGCUUUAGCCGUGAGCCACAGCGGCCAGUCGUUCCCUACGUUACAUGCGGCGCGGGCUUUGAAAGCUGCCGGCGCGGACGUCUUCUGCGUGGCCGGCCAGCUCGACGUCGUGAUUGCGGACGACGUUAUUGGCCAGCAGUUCGCGCCCGGUAGUCCUGUGACGGACCGCGUCUUCUCCACAAAUGCCGGGAUACGAUUGGCCGAGGCGGCGUCGUUGACGACGGCGGCGACGCACCAUUUACUGACUGAAUUGUUAGUGCGCGUCGCGCGCGCGGCGCCAGCCCGGGACGUCGCGCUGUCGCGCCACGACUUGGACGAAUUGGCGACGCUGGCGCGCACGUCCGUCGAGCGGGAUUUGCCCAAGUUGUGCGGCGGCGCCCACGACGCGGCAGUCGUGGGGAGGGCGUGGGGCGACCACGCCGUCGAGCCCUUGAUCGCCUUUACCGCGGCGUUGAUAUAUAUUCUGGUGACCGUGACGGCCGGUUUACCGAUCGCCCACGCCAUCGCCCAAGCCUGCGGCCUUUCGAAAGGAUCGCCGUGGAACUACGUCAUACUGUUCGCGGACGCUCUCUUAUAUACCUUCUUCACGGUCGUCUUCUCGUUACUCUUGAGAUUAAUACAAGGCAGAACAUUACUCGCGCGCUUCGGCAAGCGCACUUGCUUAGUACUAGACGUGCCCAUGGUGCACCAGUGCGCCGUGGCCUUCGCCCAGAAGCUGUUUGGACUGUCGUAUGGCCUGAACGGCUGCGAGUUCGCGGGGGGCAAUCCUGGUGAUCAUGCGGUCCACAAGUGCUUGCAUCGCAUCGUCCGAGGCACGCUCGUGGCCGUCGGCGUCCCGGACGGGCGGCUCAAAGCGUUGGUGGACGUCGAGUGCGCCACGUUCCUUACCGCUCUACAACUAAAAUCCCUGUCGAACUGGGGCGUCGGCGCGGAAGUGUGUACUGUCGGUCAUCACUCUUACACUCCCGACGUCGUAGAUCGGGCCGUGAUUUUUGAUUUUGACCGGCCGAAGUUUCUCAGCGAGGUGCGGCACAACAUGGGGUCGACGGUCGAGCCGGUGGCGCGGCGCAUGUUGUACCUGGCCGAGCCGACGCCGAGUCCGCCGAACGUCCGCGGCAGGGUCGUCGGCGCCGUGUCGCACGGCUCCGAGCAGGACCUGGCCGGCGCGCUGGCGUCGCACGCGGUCGUCGAGGCGUUGUAUGAAGGGAGAGUGGCUUCUCUCGAACGGCUGGUCGCGUUCUACGUGCUCUUCCACGCCAUGGCCGAGCGCGUCUCGCGCGUCUCGCGCUUCUUCUUCUAUCUGCGCUUCGACACCUGGCGGUCGCAAGCCGGCACGCGCGUCGCCACGACGCCCUCGCCCACGUCUCCUGCCGCCGCCGUCAGCGUGGCGACGGGCCUCAUGGACGACGUCCGCCGCGUCGAGUCGUCCGCCGCCUUCCGCGACUCGAUGCAUCGCUCGCGCUACGGCGGCUCCGUGCUCGACUUCAGCGGCCGCGGCAACCGCACGGCUCGCGACGUCAUGGACCGGUCGUGGCGUCCCGGUCUCAUGGACAUGUCGCACCGGUCGCUGACGCUCAACGACGUGUCGGCCUACUCGAACCUGGGCCUGGACUUGAGCUCCUCGGGGCCCUCGGGCUACCGCUUCCGGCUCCCGCAAAGCUCCUCGGACCCGUCGCCGCCGCACCUCGCAGCGCAGCCGUCCGUCGUCCACGAGGACGGCUCACACCACACGCAGGACUCCAAGGAGUCGCCGGAAGAGCUUCGCCCGGCGCACGCGGCGUAGGUCUUCCCCCCUGUAUGCAUGUAACAUAUCCCGUUGACGGUG